Scleropages formosus (Asian bonytongue) is the source of this 6426-nucleotide messenger RNA. It is a transcript of the gene dscamb, whose product is annotated as Down syndrome cell adhesion molecule b. Gene Ontology annotation, biological process: cell-cell adhesion. Lineage: Eukaryota; Metazoa; Chordata; Actinopteri; Osteoglossiformes; Osteoglossidae. The transcript is spliced from 33 exons. Bases 174 to 6212 code for a protein of 2012 amino acids. The record is from RefSeq and is a predicted model, not a curated record. Gene Ontology annotation, molecular function: protein binding.
GCACCGGCGGAAAGCUGGACCGAUCGCUCACAGCCAGAAGCUCCGUUACGCCGCACCUGGCAAACUGAAGAAGAAAGAAGAAAAGGAAAAAGAGGAGAAACUCGAGGGAAAGUCAAAGUGCGCAGAGUGAAGACGCAGCGACGCAUAGCUGGGGGGAUUGAAAGGAGCGGGGCAUGUGGAUAUUGGCUCUUAUCUUUUUCCACCGCAUCUUGAAUGUUUUCAGUGAAGAUCUACAUUCCAGCUUAUAUUUUGUCAAUGCAUCUCUGCAAGAGGUAGUGUUCGCCAGCACCACAGGGACCCUGGUCCCCUGUCCCGCGGCGGGCGUGCCCCCAGCAACGCUGCGCUGGUACCUUGCCACAGGAGAGGAGAUCUAUGAUGUUCCAGGGAUCCGCCACGUGCACCCCAAUGGCACUCUCCAGAUCUUCCAUUUCCCCCCUUCAAGCUUUAGCAACUUAAUUCAUGAUAACACAUACUAUUGCACAGCUCAGAAUCCUUCAGGGAAAAUUAGAAGCCAAGAUGUUCAUAUUAAGGCCGUCUUACGGGAGCCCUACACGGUCCGUGUGGAGGACCAGAAAGCCAUGAGAGGCAAUGUGGCGGUCUUCAAGUGCAUUAUCCCCGCCUCGGUGGAGGCCUAUGUCACUGUUGUAUCGUGGGACAAAGACACAGUCUCGCUUGUCUCAGGAUCUAGAUUUCUCAUUACAUCCACGGGAGCCUUGUAUAUUCUGGAUGUACAGAAUGAGGACGGAUUGUAUAACUACCGCUGCAUCACCCGGCAUCGUUACACUGGUGAGACCAGGCAAAGCAACAGCGCCCGCCUCUUUGUGUCAGACCCAACUAACUCAGAGCCAGUGAUUCUGGAUGGCUUUGAACGCCGAGAGGUUAUGGCAUCUCACCGGGUUGAGCUCCCAUGUAAAGCAUCAGGCCACCCAGCCCCCAAAUACCGCUGGCUCAAAGAUAACAGCCCCCUGGAGCCGGACAGCCGCUUUCGGCAAAGCGUGACAGGCCUGCUGAUUGAGAGCACCCGGCCCAGUGACACAGGAAGCUACGUGUGUGAGGUGUGGAACAGCUAUGGAAAUGCUGAAGUUGUCGGGCAGCUCCUAGUUAAACAGCCCCUGAAGGCAGUGGUGAGUCCACGCAAGGUAAAGGGCAGCGUAGGCAGCCAGGUGUCCUUGUCCUGCAGCGUCAGUGGCUCAGAUGAGUACGAGAUCUCUUGGUACCGCAACGGAGAGAUCAUCUACCCUGGUAACAAUGUGAGGAUCACUGGCAUCAACAGGGAGAACCUGGUGAUGGAGGGUAUGGCCAAGAGCGAUGCAGGCGCCUACCAAUGCUUCGCCCGUAAGGGCAAGAUGUCUGCACAGGACUUUGCGCAGGUCAUCUUAGAAGAUGGUACCCCAAAGAUCCUGUCAGCCUUCAGUGAGAAGGUGGUCAACGCCAAAGAGCCCGUGUCCCUAGUGUGCAACGUCAAGGGAACGCCACUGCCCACAGUCACUUGGACCCUGGAUGAUGAGCCUGUGGUGAAGGACAGCCACCACCGCAUGGGCCAGAUCAUCACCAUGGAGGGGAAUGUGCUCAGCUACCUAAACAUCACCAACACCCAGGUCCAUGACGGUGGCGUUUACCGCUGCACCUGCAACAACUCCGCGGGGGUGGUCUCCUACCAGGCUCGAAUAAACGUAAGAGGUAGUGCCAGCAUCCGGCCAAUGAAAAAUGUCACAGCCAUAGCUGGGCGAGACAUGUACAUCCACUGCCGUGUGAUUGGCUACCCAUAUUACUCCAUCAAGUGGUACAAGAAUUCCAACCUGCUGCCCUUCAAUCACCGCCAGCGUGCCUUCGAGAACAACGGCACCCUGAAGCUGUCGGAUGUGCAGAAAGACGUUGACGAGGGCGAGUACACCUGUUCAGUGCUGGUGCAGCCCCAGGUUGAGACCAGUGAGAGUGUUCAUGUCACGGUCAAAGUGCCACCUUUCAUCCAGCCCUUUGAGUUCCCACGAUUCUCCAUCGGCCAGCGGGUCUUCAUCCCCUGCGUAGUGGUUUCCGGCGACCUGCCUAUCUUUAUCACCUGGCAGAAGGAUGGGCGGUCAAUCCCAGCCAGCCUGGGCGUCACCAUUGACAACAUAGAUUUCACCAGCUCCCUGCGCAUCUCCAACUUGUCACUUAUGCAUAACGGCAACUACACCUGCAUUGCUCGCAAUGAUGCAGCCGCCGUUGAACAUCGCAGUCAGCUCAUCGUCCGAGUUCCUCCAAGGUUUGUGGUUCAACCCAGGGAUCAGGAUGGUAUUUAUGGAAAAGCUGUGAUCCUCAACUGCUCCGCUGAAGGUUACCCAGUCCCCACCAUAGUGUGGAAGUAUUCCAAAGGCGCGGGUGUGCCCCAAUUCCAGUCUAUCGCCCUCAACUCGGGCUUCCGGAUCCAGAUGCUGGUCAACGGCUCAUUGCUCAUCAAACACCUCCUGGAGGAGGACAGUGGAUACUACCUGUGCAAGGUCAGCAACGACGUGGGAGCUGACGUCAGCAAGUCCAUGUACCUCAACGUCAAAAUCCCAGCUAUGAUCACGUCGUACCCCAACACAACGCUCGCCACACAGGGUCAGAAGAAGGAGAUGAGCUGCACUGCGCACGGAGAGAAGCCCAUCAUGGUGCGCUGGGAGAAAGAAGAUCGCAUCAUCAAUCCAGAGAUGAGCCGUUACAUGGUCACCGUCAAAGAGGUGGCCGAUGAGGUCAUCUCUACGCUUCAGAUUCUGCCUACAGUGAGGGAGGAUUCUGGGUUCUUUUCCUGCCAUGCAAUCAACAGCUAUGGAGAAGACAGAGGAAUCAUUCAGCUAACAGUACAAGAACCUCCUGAUCCCCCAGAAGUAGAGAUCCGUGAGGUCAGGGAUCGGACAAUUGCUCUCCGCUGGACCAUGGGUUUUGAUGGCAACAGUCCCAUCACUGGCUAUGACAUUGAAUGCAAAAACAAAUCAGCAUCUUGGGGUUCAGCCCAAACAACCAAAGACGUCUCCCCCCAGCUGAACCAGGCAACCAUCAUUGAUCUACACCCCUCAUCCACCUACAACAUCCGCAUGUUUGCCAAAAACCACAUUGGCAAGAGCGAGGCCAGCAACGAGCUUACCAUCACGACUGAUGAAGCAGCCCCUGAUGGCCCCCCACAGGAAGUACAGCUUGAGGCAAUCUCCUCACAGAGCAUCAAAGUUACCUGGAAGGCACCCAAGAAGCACCUACAGAAUGGUAUGAUCCGAGGCUACCAGGUGGGCUAUCGGGAGUACAGCACAGGUGGGAGCUAUCAGUUCAACAUCAUCAGCGUUGACACCACGGGUGACACGGAGACCAUCACCCUAGACAACUUGAAGAAGUUCACCCAGUAUGGUGUGGUGGUGCAGGCUGGCAACCGAGCAGGGACAGGGCCAUCCUCCCAGGAAGUCAUCACCACCACACUGGAGGAUGUUCCCAGCCGUGCCCCUGAAAACGUUCUAGCCACCGCCACAUCCCCGGAGACGAUCUCCUUGUCCUGGUUGACUCCUGCCAAAGAAGCACUCAAUGGUAUCCUCCAGGGCUUCCGAGUCAUCUACUGGGCCAAUUUGCCCGACGGAGAGUUGGGAGAGAUCAGGAACGUCACCACCUCGCAGCCAUCUCUGGAACUGGACGGUCUGGAGAAGUACACCAACUACAGCAUCCAGGUGCUGGCCUUCACUCGGGCUGGGGACGGGGUACGCAGCGAGCAGAUCUUCACACGCACCAAGGAGGAUGUUCCUGGGCCUCCUGCCGGAGUGAAAGCCGCAGCCUCCACCAGCUCAGUGGUGUUUGUCUCCUGGCUGCCCCCGCUCAAGCUCAACGGGAUCAUCAGGAAGUACACGGUGUUCUGCUCCAACCCCUACCCCACGGUGAUGAGCGAAUUUGAGGCCUCCCCUGAUGCGUACUUCUACCGCAUUCCCAACCUAAGCCGCAACAGACAGUACAGCAUCUGGGUUGUCGCAGUGACGGCAGCAGGUCGUGGUAAUGCCAGUGACAUCAUCACCGUUGAACCACUUGCUAAAGCUCCAGCCCGUAUCUUGACGUUCAGCGGCACCGUGACAACACCUUGGAUGAGGGACAUUGUGUUGCCCUGCAAAGCAGUGGGAGACCCGCUCCCCACCAUCAAGUGGCUGAAGGGGAGUAAUGGCACUCCAGCACCUGUCCAGAUUGACGGGCGACGCAGCGUCCAUGGCAAUGGCAGCUUCAUCAUUCGCACCGUGAAAGCUGAGGAUUCUGGGUACUACAGCUGCGUGGCUAGUAACAGCUGGGGGUCAGAUGAAAUCAUGCUCAACCUGCAGGUUCAAGUUCCCCCUGACCAGCCACGUCUCACGGUAACCAAGACAACUACAACAUCAAUUACUCUGUCCUGGAUACCAGGAGACAAUGGUGGGAGCUCCAUCAGAGGGUAUAUUCUGCAAUAUUCAGAGGACAACAGUGAGCAGUGGGGCAGCAUUCCCAUCAGUCCCAGCGAGCGCUCGUACCGCCUAGAGAACCUCAAGUGCGGCACCUGGUACAAGUUCACCCUUACAGCCCAGAACGGGGUGGGCCCAGGACGCAUCAGCGAGAUUAUUGAGGCCAAGACACACGGUAAAGAGCCCCAGUUCCCCAAAGAACAUGAGCUGUUUGCCAGCAUUAACUCCACGCGCGUCAGGCUGAACCUCGUUGGCUGGAACAAUGGCGGAUGCCCUAUCACCUCCUUCACACUGGAGUACCGGCCUGUGGACUCCACCGUUUGGACCACAGCCCAGCGCACCUCCCUGACCAAAAGCUACAUCCUGUACGACCUGCAGGAGGCCACCUGGUACGAGCUGCAGAUGAAAGUGUGCAACAGCGCAGGAUAUGCAGAGAAGAAGGUCAAAUUCGCCACCCUUAAUGCGGAUGGAAGCACCAUUCCUCCACUGGUGAAGAUGGUGGACGAAAGCAAGGACAACAUGUCCAGCAAUGAAGGCUUGAAGAUGAUGGUGACCAUCUCUUGUGUCCUGGUGGGCAUAGUCCUGCUCUUCAUCCUGUUGAUGGUGCUAAGGAGGAGGAGGAGGGAACAGCGGCUAAAGAGGCUGCGAGAUGCGAAAAGUUUGGCAGAAAUGCUAAUGAGUAAGAAUACCAGGACGCCUGACACCAUGAACAAGCAGCAACAGACCCUCAGGAUGCACAUAGACAUUCCUAGAGCCCAGCUUCUGAUAGAGGAGCGGGACACCAUGGAGACAAUCGAUGACAGGUCCACUGUCCUGCUAACAGAUGCUGACUUUGGAGAGACUGCCAAGCAGAAGUCCUCCACAGUCACGCACACGGUCCACUACCAGUCCCUCUCCCAAGCCACAGGCCCACUGGUGGAUGUCUCCGAUGCCCGGCCCGGAACCAACCCCACGGCUCGUCGCACUGCCAAGGCCGGCCCCGCAACCCGCAGCCGAUACGCCAGCCAGUGGACGCUCAACAGGCCGCACCCGCCCGUCUCCUCCCACACACUCACCACAGACUGGAGGCUGCCCACGCCACGGGCAGCUGGCUCCGUGGACAAGGAGAGCGAUAGCUACAGUGUGAGCCCCUCUCAGGACACAGAUCGUGCACGGAGCAGCAUGGUGUCCACAGAGAGUGCCUCCUCCACCUACGAGGAGCUGGCUCGUGCCUAUGAGCAUGCCAAGAUGGAAGAGCAGCUACGACACGCCAAGUUCACCAUCACCGAGUGCUUCAUCUCUGACACGUCCUCGGAGCAGCUGACCGCCGGCACCAACGAAUACACCGACAGCCUGACCUCAAGCACGCCGUCCGAAUCGGGCAUCUGCAGGUUCACGGCAUCCCCGCCUAAACCUCAGGACGGAGGGCGGGUCAUGAACAUGGCAGUUCCCAAGGCGCACAGACCUGGAGGCGAGCUUGUACACCUGCCCCCCUAUCUCCGGAUGGACUUCCUGCUAAACCGAGGCCUUCCCACGUCCAGCCGGGAAGCGACCUUGGGCCAGGCGUGUCUGGAGCCACAGAAGAGCCGCACGCUCAAGCGGCCUGCCCUGCUGGAGCCGACACCGGUAGAGGCGCCCGCCGGCCGGGAGGUGCAGCAGUGGCAGCCCGGGACUGCCUCCACAUUGCCGCAGCGGGAGGCUGGGGACCUGGCGCAGGCCACCAAAAUGAGCAGCUCCCAGGAGUCUCUGCUGGACUCAAGAGGACACCUGAAACAGAGCAGCAACCCCUACGCAAAGUCCUAUACCCUGGUAUAACACAGAGCGCGGACGAGAACUACACACGUGAGAGCUCUGUGAUGAGGAGGAAGACAAAAAACACAAAUGCGGACACUUACAAAAAACUUGUAUAUAUUUCCAACUCCAAAUGGAUGAUUAACUCUUUCUUUCUUCUUCCUUCCUUCCUUCCUUCCUUCCUUCCUUCCGUCCUUCCUUCCGUCCUUCCUUCUUUCCUCAUUUCUCUCUUGCUUUA